ACUAGCUAUGGUGAUAAAUGUGACAAUGAUCGACAGCCCACAGUUUCACCGGAUUUGAAUCAUGUCGGUACUAGCCAUGCUGAUGGUUACUUAGCUAUAUGGAAGGUUGUUGAUAACAUCGUCGAUAUAAUUGAUUUUGGUAAAGUAUUAGACAAAGAAAAAGAAAGAACACGGAAAGCGAAGGCAGCAGCCGAGCAUAACCGAAAGAAAUACGCUGACGCAAAAGAUAUAAUAGACGAAAAACCAAAGGAAGAAGUAUUAUUAAAUAAGUCCGUCUCGUUAAUUGGAUUAUCAAACAAUAAAUUAAUGAUCUGUGAUGUUAAGAAUCCAUUUAUACAAAAUAUGGAAACUUUUAAAGAGAUAUCGAUAAGACCUCAUCCAACUAAAGAAAGUUUUUUACGAUUUCUUCCAAAUGGAGAUCUGUUAUUGCUACUAUUUCCGUAUAUUUAUAUAUACUCAGAAGCAUCCUUAAGAAAUUCAACAAAAUCACCGUGUUCAUAUAUAUCAAGACAUUAUCUUUGGGGAGUAGAAGAGAUCAAGAUUGAUCAUAAAGUUCAAAUUAAUAAAAGAAUGUAUUUCACUCUCGGAUUGUGA
Molecule: messenger RNA, 594 nt
Organism: Funneliformis mosseae
Lineage: Eukaryota; Fungi; Glomeromycota; Glomeromycetes; Glomerales; Glomeraceae
Source: the annotation of a GenBank genome assembly